GCUCUGUCAUUGGUCUUGGUCAUUCAUAUAUACCCUGCUUGUUCAUUCUAUGUUUGUGGUUUGUUGUUAGAUGUCGCAGUCCCUUGUGUUCCCAUGGUUUUUGGUUUUGCCUUAUAUUCACUUUAUUUUGGAAUAAACUGCACUUGGAUCCGCAUCUUGCCUCAUCGUCUUGUCUUACCUGGUCUCUCCCGUGACAGAACAAACCACCACUCAGGAUCCAGCAGCAAUUCCUUGUUCCUGUGUUUUUCCAAGUUUCCUGGUGUGUUCCCUGUGUCCUCAUGCUCCGUGUCGGCGAUAUCCGAGUGCAAGUUUCACCCCCCACCACGGAGGAAGAAUGGUGGAACGCAAUCGCCGACCUGACUUCCCUCCGGCAACAGGGGAAACCUGUGCGCUGUUUUGCCCGGACUUUUUGGUCUUUUUCGCUGGGCCUGGACCUCAGUGACUCGGAACUUAAAAAUUAUUUUAAUGAAUGUCUCGAUGAACCCGUGCCGCAGCAAGAGGUGGACGGGUUGCAAAUACUCGAUUUCUGGGGCUUCGUGGGAUAUAUGCAUAACCGUGGCCGAUGGAAUUUAUGGGAGUUCCCCGCCGAGAGACCCGCGGAGACUGCCACACCCACACCACUUCACCAACCUGCAUCGAUGAACCCUCCAGCAUUGUCUAAAUUCCGACAUUUAAUCACCAAUCUGAUGGAUGUACCAUUGGUAUCUGUACGGAUGGCUGGGGUGCCCCGUUCUGUGGUUUCCAGCUCCGUGGUGCCUACUAAGUCUGAGGAACCCAUUGAGUCAUCUGAACCCUCUGAGCCGAGUGAAUCUCCCGAGUCCUCCGAGCCGAGUGAAUCUCCCGAGUCCUCCGAGCCGAGUGAAUCUCCCGAGUCCUCCGAGCCGAGUGAAUCUCCCGAGUCCUCCGAGCCGAGUGAAUCUCCCGAGUCCUCCGAGCCGAGUGAAUCUCCCGAUUCCUCCGAGCCGAGUGAAUCUCCCCAGUCCUCCGAGCCGAGUGAAUCUUCUGAAUUCUCCGAGCCGAGUGAAUCUUCUGAGUUCCCCGAUUCCCAUGAAUCUUCUGAGUUCCCCGAGUCUUCUGAUCCUCCUGAAACGAGUGAGUCUUCUGAUUCCCCCGAGACGAGUGAGUCUUCUGAUUCCCCCGAGACGAGUGAGUCUUCUGAUUCCCCCGAGACGAGUGAGUCUUCUGAUUCCCCCGAGACAAGUGAGUCUUCUGAGUCAUCUGUGCCGAGUGAGUCUUCUGAGUCAUCUGUGCCGAGUGAGUCAUCUGUGCCGAGUGAGUCAUCUGUGCCGAGUGAGUCAUCUGUGCCGAGUGAGUCAUCUGUGCCGAGUGAGUCAUCUGUUGUGGCCACCGCGAUGCCCCAGAGACUCUUUGUCGUCACCAAGACUAUGGCCAGUGCUGAACUCUCUGCAUGUCCCAAGAUGACUGUCCCCAAGCUCUUUGCCCUCACUGUCUGGUCUGAGAUGUCUAUAUUUGAACUUACUGCCUUGUCUAAUCAGGCCCAGAGGGCGUCUCUGUGUUCUCCUGUACCCAGGUUCCUGAUACCACCAGCACCACCCUGGAGUAUAUGCUGCUUCUUCUCCACCCCCGCUCCGUCUUCAUCAUCAGAGCGAAUUCGCUUCAAAUCUGCAAAAAACUGA
Molecule: messenger RNA, 1637 nt
Organism: Paramisgurnus dabryanus
Lineage: Eukaryota; Metazoa; Chordata; Actinopteri; Cypriniformes; Cobitidae
Source: RefSeq, a predicted model, not a curated record